Molecule: messenger RNA, 318 nt
Organism: Colletotrichum higginsianum IMI 349063
Lineage: Eukaryota; Fungi; Ascomycota; Sordariomycetes; Glomerellales; Glomerellaceae
Exons: 1
Coding region: 1-318 (105 amino acids)
Source: RefSeq, a predicted model, not a curated record
AUGGGCCUCAACCCGACGUCUCCACGCGCUGGUGAGAUCAUUCUCCUUCUGUCUCCUGGAACUGAUGGCGAAGUGGACGAAGGUGUGCCUCGAAACCGAAGCCCCAUGUCCAUCACACGUCUGGAAUCCGUUGGGCAAGAAACCUACCUCGCCCCCAAGGGGGGGGGGGGGGGGGAUGACAGAGAAUGCCUCGCCCAGACCCCAUCAACCCAAUACCAGGCCGCCCUCCCGUUCCUCCACGAUGAUACAAGCGACAACGAGAACCACCUGGUCGAGAUACUUCUCGAACUCGUACAGAUACACGACCCGCCGGGAUGA